CUGCACUGUGUCCGCAGUCUCUGGUCAUCUCCUGCACUGUGUCCGCAGUCUCUGGUCAUCUCCUGUACUAUGUCCGUAGUCUCUGGUCAUCUCCUGUACUUUGUCCGCAGUCUCUGGUCAUCUCCUGUACUGUGUCCGCAGUCUCUGGUCAUCUCCUGUACUGUGUCCGCAGUCUCUGGUCAUCUCCUGUACUGUGUCCGCAGUCCCUGGUCAUCUCCUGUACUAUGUGCUUCUUAUGGAGCGAAAAAUACGGUAAUU
This is a messenger RNA of Staurois parvus, 258 nucleotides long. NCBI's taxonomy places the organism in Eukaryota, Metazoa, Chordata, Amphibia, Anura, Ranidae. The record is from the annotation of a GenBank genome assembly.